AUGAGUCGCGCUUCGAUUCUAAUCUUAUCGCUGUUGCUAAUUUCUCACUUGACUUCUGCCAAAAUUUUGUUGAUCGGGAAGAACAAAACCCUCUCCUUCGACGAUAUCCAAGCCAAUUUCACUCCGAUGAUUAAGAAAUCGGAUCAAUGCGGGGUGUUGUACGUAGCAGAGCCACUCAAUGCUUGCUCGGGUUUGGCUAACACGGUUAUUGUGGAAGAAGGAUCGACUGUUUCUCCUUCGUAUGUGUUGAUCAUCCGCGGUGGCUGUAGUUUUGAAGAUAAAAUUAGAAAUGCGCAGAAGGCUGGAUAUAAAGCUGCCAUUGUGUAUGACAAUGAAGAUUAUGGGUUCUUAGUUUCAAUGGCAGGAAAUCCCUCUGGUGUAACUAUUUAUGCCACGUUUGUUUCCAAAGCAACUGGGGAAGAACUCAAAGAGUAUGUGGGUCGUACCGAUAUGGAACUAUGUCUCAUGCCAAGCUUUGAGACUUCAGCUUGGUCAAUCAUGGCUAUCUCUUUCAUAUCUCUCCUCGCCAUGUCUGCUGUGCUCGCCACUUGCUUCUUUGUCCGUAGGCAUCGGGUAAGACGCCGGCGUAUUCGGGCUCAUGGUGACAGAGAAUGCCCUUGUAUGACCAUAAACUCUAUAAGACGCAUGCCUACUACCAUAUUUACUGGUGUUUGUGAAGAAGCAUCUACUUCUAUUUCAUGCGCUAUAUGCAUUGAGGACUAUAACAUUGGAGACAGGCUAAGGAUUCUACCUUGCCGUCACAAGUUCCACGUCGAAUGUGUUGAUGUGUGGCUUGGCCAAAGGAAAUCCUUUUGCCCGGUUUGCAAACGUGAUGCAAGAACCAUCCGCGUCGAUAUGCCCGCAUCAGAGCGCACACCCUUGCUUUCUCCUAGCUUGACCCCGAUGUCAUCUUUUCUCUCAUCAUCAUCCUCCGCAACCCCAUCACAGUCAUCUUAUGAUCUACCAGUAUACAUCAGACAAGAGUCUCCUUCAUCUUCCACCACAGUCCCUAUGUGUCUAUCUCACUCUCGCUCCCACACAAGCUUCCAAAAUGGGUCAUACCGUUCCCCGCCUAUACCGGUUAGCCGGAGUUCAGUAGAUCUCAGGAACGCUAAUUCCCAAAGAUCUUACAACUCUCCCCGCCAGGGUUCACUGUCUCGUUCCGUCUACUCAAGAUACACGCACAUACUUAGCCCUGGAAAUGCAUCAUCAAGUAGCUGGGUUGUUGGGUCGUCAAGGCAGCGCGAGCAUUCACUUCACCUAAGUGACUCGCGCAGGUCUCUCUCUCACUUUGCGUCUGCAGGGUCCCUACCAGGUUGCUAA
Molecule: messenger RNA, 1323 nt
Organism: Arabis nemorensis
Lineage: Eukaryota; Viridiplantae; Streptophyta; Magnoliopsida; Brassicales; Brassicaceae
Source: the annotation of a GenBank genome assembly